This is a messenger RNA of Penicillium diatomitis, 1059 nucleotides long. Its product is annotated as sterol desaturase family protein. NCBI's taxonomy places the organism in Eukaryota, Fungi, Ascomycota, Eurotiomycetes, Eurotiales, Aspergillaceae. Gene Ontology annotation, biological process: lipid biosynthetic process. The coding region runs from base 1 to 1059 and encodes 352 amino acids. The transcript has 2 exons. Gene Ontology annotation, molecular function: oxidoreductase activity; iron ion binding. The record is from RefSeq and is a predicted model, not a curated record.
AUGGAUAUCAUUCUGGAAUUAUGGGACACCUUUGUUGGUGAUCGUCUGUACUCGACUCUGCUGCCGACCUCCUUAUCGGCCACUGCGGGCCUCCCGGCCUUUGUGAAUGUCGCCAACAGUACAUUAUCCCUCUUCGGCGCGACAGAACCAUUUGUCUAUGAGCCUGCCACACAGUUGCUGCAUCUGGAGCCUUCAAAAUAUGCCUACCUCAGUGCCUGGCCUCGAAACAACAUCUAUCGUCAAUUCACCAGCUUUUUCCUUAUCACAUGGAUCUUCGGCCUGCUUGUGUACUUCAUCGUUGCCACCGCUUCGUAUGUCUUCAUCUGGGACAAAACCACCUACAAUCAUCCGAAAUUCCUCAAGGGUCAAAUUAAGCUGGAGAUGAAGCAGGCCAUGUCCGCAAUGCCGCCCAUGGCUCUUUUGACCGCGCCCUUUUUCGUCCUCGAAGUCCGUGGCUACGCCAAGUUGUACGACACCGUGGCCGACGAGCCCUUCCGCUACUACAGCAUUCUCCAGUUCCCUCUCUUCAUCCUCUUCACCGACUUCUUCAUCUACUGGAUUCAUCGCGGUCUGCACCACCCAAGGGUGUACCGCACUCUUCACAAGCCUCACCACAAGUGGAUCAUGCCUUCGCCUUUCGCCUCGCACGCCUUCCACCCCCUGGACGGCUGGUCCCAGAGUGUUCCUUACCACGUCUUUCCCUUCAUCUUCCCCCUGCAGAAGGUCGCCUAUGUUUUCCUGUUCGCCUUUAUCAACCUCUGGACCGUCUUCAUCCACGACGGCGAGUAUGUCGCAAACAGCCCCGUGGUGAACGGUGCCGCGUGCCACACCAUGCAUCAUUUAUACUUCAACUACAACUACGGCCAGUUCACCACUCUAUGGGAUCGAUUGGGUGGCAGCUACCGCAAGCCCAACGAGGAGUUGUUCCGUCGGGAAACUAAGAUGAGUCAAACGGAAUGGCAGCGCCAGUCCAAGGAGAUGGAGACCAUUCUGAAGGACGUUGAGGGUGAUGAUGACCGGACAUAUUUGGAGAACGAGGACAAGAAGAAGAACAUGUGA